AUGCCGACUCCUGUAACGCCAAAUCGCCCCUCCAAAGCUGGAGGGACCACCAGAUCUACUAAGCCCCUCGACAUCGGCCAGCCAUUAGGAGUCCACGAUACAAACACUGUGCGCGCCCGAGUGCGGCAAUGGCAGCAACAAGGCGGCGGAGUGAUUACGAUCGAUGACGGUGUCUACGAUGACGAUGACGAAGAAAACAAACCGAAGAAGACCCCGAAACCCAAGCCCAAGAUCGAAAACGUGAAGGCCGACAAGGUGGAGAAGCCAAAAGAGAAAGAUACAGAAAAAGAAAAAGAAAAGAAAAUCCCACAAACCAGGAAGCGCAGCCAUAGCACUCCGCGCAAACGUGUCAUUAGUGAUGAGCACUGGCGGAGAAAUCGAUCCAAUACUCAAACGUCUACCCGAAACCUCCCCGUGCCCAAACGAAUAAACGAAUACACGACCAAUGAGGGGACAGGAACUCCGCGCGCAAAACGAGAAAAUGAUAAGGACGAGCUAGAAAGACCCAAGCGAGGCACACGACGAGAUACAGUCGCUUCAAAAUCCCCCACUCCCGAAGCAAAGCACCCGAGCCCGCGCAAGGCAGAUAUCGAGUCCGUGGCCGACAGCGACUUGGAGACCGACCUACCAAGAUCCACAACAUUGUCAGAUAUCCCGGAAGCGUCAAAGAGGGAAUCACCACCGCCAGACGAUGUGGAAUGGGCGAAGAGCGAGGCCGACUUUACCGAGUUGUCGCGGGGAAUCUUCGCGCAGAUUGUGGACGAGUCCAGGAAGAUGUUCAAAUUACCAGAACCGGAGCCACCGAGGCCUACGCCUGUUCCGCCUGGACAACGCGGAGCCAAGAUCGAGGCAUGGCUGUCAGACACGCCCGACCCUUUCCUCGAUAAUGAGUCAAAAGAUGACAUGCCGGGUCCUCUAGACAUCAGAUCAGCGCGCGCACGGCGAUCAAGGAGACUAGCAGAUGAUGAAAGCACGAUACUUUCUCCAUCUGAGCUGUCCUUAGAGAGUGAGUCUCGUCCGAAGAGCUCACAUAGCCGUCAUUCAAGAGACAAGGAUAGUAUCUCUGAGAAACGCAAGUCACUCGAUCGCGACUCUACAUCAGAAGUCAGACUGUCGAGCAUCGGUAAAGCUCCGAGACCGUUGCCGCUCAGGAUUCGGGAAGAAAAACUGCGCGACAAGCCAUACGAAGAAAGCACUUUGAGCUUGGACUCGGACCUACAAACAGCCUCAGAAGGAUCUGAAGUCUCUGGCAAUAAUGCACCUGUCCCGUUAGGCCGGAAGAAAGCAUUCCCAAGCACCGGAGGUCAUCGCUUGUCGACAAUAGCUUCUGCCGAAACUUUGAGCACUCUUAUUGAAGACUCAUCCGUCUCUCAGAAAACAUGCCAAGAAAAGACGCUAGAGGAGGCCGAAGAGGCAGCUGAGGAGAAGGACAAUUUUGAUCCCAAUUCUCUGCCCGUAGUCUCUUCUCAGCUGAAACGACGCCUUACUACCCACAACGAUCUCAUGUCGGUUCUGUCAGUUCCUACCGGCCGAAGCAGAAGCAUCCGAUCUGCGCGAAGUAUCCGCACAAACAAGAGCCGUUUGGCCAGUGCGACGGUCCCAGACAUUAUGGCCGAACUCUCUGCAGACGAAGCGAAGUAUAUGCGCGAGCUCAAGACCCUCGUGGGAGGUGUGAUUCCGGUGCUGUUGACCUGUGUGUUGUCACGGUCCGACGCUGCAAUUGCUGCUGGUUUGUUCCGACCCUCCAUGGACCCGAAAGACGACAUGAACUUCUCCAAACCCAUUGUCAAUAUGGGAGUCGCAAUUGAACGUUUGAAGACUCUGCAUAAGCGUAUCCCGCAAGACAACCCGGAUGCGCUACUUACGUGGGCCCAAGGCGCGCAAAGAGUCUACCGCGAAUAUCUCAAAGCGUGGCGACUUGGAUUCAAAGAUGUUAUUGUCAACCUUGCACCGCUAGAAGAAGGCGAGGAAGACAAUGGUGACACAAAGAGUCUUGAUGAGGGUAUGGAGCGUGAUGAGAAUGGCGACGUGGUCGAUGCCGACGGUGAGAAGGUGGAUGUCGCUUAUCUGCUAAAGCGACCUUUAGUGCGACUCAAGUAUCUCGCCAAAAGCUUCAAAGGAAUCAACAUCCUGCAGCCGUCGCCCAAAGCAGAGGAGAUAGCAAAUGCCUACCAAGCGCUUGUGGUAGAUGCACGGAAACGUACACGGGAUGAACGAGCGAGGCUCGAGGACGAGUCCGCUGCAAGCGUUGACCCGACUCGCGCCAGAGAUCCGAUGACACUGGGGAUACUUCAGAAUGUCUCAGUUGAUCAGACCCGCCAUGUCCGGGCCCGCGACUUUUUCAAUCUGUCUUUGUACCACUCUAGUGGCCAGUUGGUUGACUGUCGGGCGGAACUGUUAUAUCGAGACAACGCAUCAAAUGAUGGCCCAGGAGGCGACUUGUUGAUUUCCCGCACCGGCGAGACCAAAGGCGAGAUUGUGAUGAUGCUGCGCAGCGCACCUGGCGAGGAGAAAUAUUGGCAGGAGUUGCUCUCUCUUCGUAUUGAUGAAGUUGAAAUCGGCGCGGAAUGGGUGCAGCUCUUGGGAUCUGAACCUGUUCCCCCUGCGAUCUUCAGAACUCAGAGCUUCAUCAGUCGAGCUAAACAACAUAAGGCUCGCAAAUCUCCAGUCAACGACUCUCCGCCACGAACUAACCCCAGCGACGUUGACAUCCCAAUUGGCGAGAAGGCGGCGAGCAAACGGCGCUCUUUGACCCCGAAGGAGCAAUACUCUGAGCCCAGUACUGUGAGCUCCGCUACCGACAACAGAAGUUCUUUGAUUUCAACAGCCACUCGGGAAACCGACUACACCACGGGAGACUCUGAAUUGUCGAACAAGCAAGCUCGUUCAGGUCCAAGGCGCAGAGGCACUCCCGCUACGGUGACUAUGGGGGAGAGUCUCGCUUCCGGUGAUGCCUCUGCGCAGAUUGCUCUUUCAGAAAGAGCGUUUGAGCCCAUGCCGGCAACAGACUCCCCCACCCCAGGCAGGUUUUACGGCGGCGAUGUGAAGAAUGCCAUCAAAUCAGCCGACUCUAUCAGGGAGAAGUCUCCUCCAAAGUCACCACCAAAGACACCUCGCACCCCCCGCAGAGAGCCUCCAGAGCCCGAGUCUCCUCGUGUGUCAUCCGUACCGUCCGCAUAUCUCCCACAGAUCCCCAAGAUCCGGAGCACAAGCAGCCAAACCCAUUUGUCGGCUCCGUCUAGUGGCGGAACCGAAGAGGAAGAUGAAGAUUACCCCCCGCUGGAUUCUCUGCCUGAGCAACCACAGCCAGAGACACCCACUCGUUCAAGACGAAGAAAAUCCCGGCGGAAGUCAAAGCACGAUGAUGCUCCUCCACCUCCACCGCCACCUCAUCGCUCCCCAAGCUCGAAGCUUCCUUCUGUGCCUGUUCUUAGUCCUGCUGGUGUCAAGCUCAAGCGACGUGGCUCCUCUCCUUUGAAGCACGAAUAUGAGCCCUCUACGGCUUCAGACUCUUACUCAGACACCGAUUCUGACGCAUCGACAGUGCGCCAUUACAGUUAUUCUUCGUCGGAUUACUCGAGGGAUGACGACUCUGAUUCAGAUUAUUCGUCGGAAUCGGAACCGGAAGAAAAAGACCUUCCUCAGCCGAAGAUCCGUGGGCCUGCUUCUACAGAGACAAGCUCUUUGUCUCCUUCCAACUCUGCCUCUCAAAGUGGCUAUAGAACCGUGCCGCUGCAACCUGGCAAGUCAACCAAGGUCAUUGCUUCCAUCUUUGCUUGGUCUAGCAAGGGAAAUUGGGAGACCCUGCUUCCUGACGAAUGCAGUAUCGCCGUUAGCCCCGGACUGAUUGAAGCAUUCAAAAUGAAUGCCGAUCCCCAUUCUACAUCCCCGUCAAGAUCAUCGCGGCCUCUUAUUUCAAUGGAGCUUACACCACUUGUUCCUAUCCGCCGGGGAACUGCUAUUGACAUCAGCAUUCGCUCGCCUCCCACCGAGCGAUCUCAAAUCACUACUAGCAACAACAUUAUGUUCCGAUCCCGCAACCCUGACGACUGUGACGCUCUUUACGCCCUUAUCAACCACGCCCGAAUCAACAAUCCCACCUAUAUCGCUCUCCAGAACGCCCGCGGUCCCUUCAAUGACCACGAAAUACCCAACUACGACCCAGCACCUAAGUCUGGCGGAAGCUGGUUCGGCUUCCCCCGCCGCAGAAAGAGUUAUCGCGCUUCCAGCUCUCCGCGCUCUCUCGCCGAAGGCUCCGAAAGCAGCGUUGGAACCAUGAGCAGCGCUUUCUCUGCACUCAAACGCUUCGGUGGUGGCAGCAAGAUGUUCAACAUCUCCCGUUCUACCAUUGAGUCCCGCAGCGGCCGCGAAGGCAGCAUGUACUCCGGUGAUGGCGACGCAGACUCAGCCUCUCCAUCCGGCGGAAUUGGCCGCAUUGCAGCGGCCAUCAAGGGCGCCGACGGCAUUGGUCUAUCAAACGCCAAGAUCCGCGUCUACCUCCGCGAAAGUGCCUCCAAAUGGCGCGACAUGGGCGCUGCCCGUUUGACUAUCAUGCCCGCGCCUCCCAAAAACUUGCUGUCUCGUCCCGGUACCGCCUUUAGCGGCCGCAGCGACGGAAGCGGAACGCACGACGGAGCUAGCUCACCACCCAGCUCCGGCGCAGCCACACCGCGCACCACGGAGCCGGAGAAACGCAUCAUUAUCCGCGGCAAGACCCGUAGCGAAGUCCUUCUAGACGUCUGUCUGCCUGAGAGCUCAUUUGAACGCGUCGCACGUACUGGAAUUGCCGUAUCCGUGUAUGAAGAGAUCGAAGGCGGCACAAUCGCCAAACAAGGCGGCGUCUCUCUCAACUCACAGCGUAUCUAUAUGCUUCAGAUGAAAAGUGAAGCUGAGACAGCGUACACAUUCGGCCUUGUUGGAAAACUGCGGUAUUAG
Messenger RNA from Penicillium maclennaniae, 4935 nucleotides. RefSeq lists its product as uncharacterized. The coding region runs from base 1 to 4935 and encodes 1644 amino acids. The transcript has 4 exons. Gene Ontology annotation, cellular component: nucleus; site of double-strand break. The record is from RefSeq and is a predicted model, not a curated record. NCBI's taxonomy places the organism in Eukaryota, Fungi, Ascomycota, Eurotiomycetes, Eurotiales, Aspergillaceae.